Molecule: messenger RNA, 831 nt
Organism: Octodon degus (degu)
Lineage: Eukaryota; Metazoa; Chordata; Mammalia; Rodentia; Octodontidae
Gene: Tdrp
Product: testis development related protein
Exons: 3
Coding region: 1-624 (207 amino acids)
Biological process (GO): spermatogenesis
Cellular component (GO): cytosol; nucleus
Source: RefSeq, a predicted model, not a curated record
AUGGUGACCAGAGGACAGGCCACGCCCACCAGGGUAUCUAGGGACAGGGUUGGUUGGGACUCCCCGGCUUUGAGAGUUGGAAGUCCUUGGGUUGAGGAUGGGCCCACUGAUGACGCGCUGAAGGUGCAGAGGAAGGCCUCGGCGUUGAAGGGGGCCCAGGAUGUGCCAGGCAGGGUCCAGGGAACAAGUUUCCGAGGUUGGAAAGAUGUGACUUCUCUGUUUAAUAAAGAUGAUGAACAACAUCUGCUUGAAAGAUGUAAAUCUCCCAAGUCCAAAGGAACUAACUUACGAUUAAAAGAAGACUUGAAGUCAGAGAAGAAAUCUGGAUUUUGGGACAAUUUGGUUUUGAAACAGAACACACAGUCUAAGAAACCAGAUGAGAUUGAAGGUUGGGAACCUCCAAGAGUUGCUUUAGAAGACACAGCACCUGAUACAAGGGACACUGCAAGUGACCACCAGUGCUGGUCGGGCUGGGAGGGUGAUACAAAGGGCUCCAGCAAGUACACCAGCCUGUCUAGCCCAGCAGCCAAUUCUCGCUGGAGCCUGCGUUCAGCAGGGAAGCCGGUCAGCAUCCGGCGCCAGAGCAAGGGUCACCUGACAGACACCCCAGACGAUGUGGAGUGAGAAGGCAAGCCAUGGUGCCAAGUGUGUGCAGACCUCAUGCCACCACUGCAUAAGCUUUCAGGUUUUCCAGGCCCGGUACUCUCCUCUUCACCCUGUUCAGUUGUCAAAGCUUCCAACAGUACAGUAGGAAACCACUGCCGCAUUUCCUGUCUGAUGCCCUGUGGCCACACACUGGCUACCAUGCAGGUUUGUGUUUGGUUGCCUUAA